Molecule: messenger RNA, 936 nt
Organism: Hansenula ciferrii
Lineage: Eukaryota; Fungi; Ascomycota; Saccharomycetes; Phaffomycetales; Wickerhamomycetaceae
Product: zinc finger CCHC domain-containing protein
Exons: 1
Coding region: 1-936 (311 amino acids)
Molecular function (GO): nucleic acid binding; zinc ion binding
Source: RefSeq, a predicted model, not a curated record
AUGGAACAAUUUUUAGAAGAGUUUACACGUAUUCAUAAGGAAUUAGCAGAUAAAGAAGGUAGACGUGAAGAGAUUUUGUUAGACACAUUAAGACAAGGUUUUGAAUUAAUGGAACAAAGAUCAAUUGAUAAUAAAAGUAAGAAGAAUAAUGUUAAGGCAGGAAAGGUAGUUACAUUCAAAGAUAGUAGAAGUGCCGUUGAAGUUAAUGGAUUUUUAUCAAGUGUUAAGUUGUAUUUCACCAUGAACAAGGUUGAAGAUGAUACAGAAAAGGUUAUGUUAUUCGGUACAUAUUUAUCAGGAACAGCACAAUAUUGGUUUGAUCAUUACAUCCAAGGAGAUUACAAUAGAUUUACAUAUGAAGAAGUAGUUAAUGCAUUUAAAGCAAGAUUUUUACCUGUAGGUUAUGAGACAACAGCAAGAGAACGUUUAGAAAGGUUAAGACAAUUAUCAUCAGUAUCAGAUUAUAUUAGUAGAUUUACAGAACUCGCAUCACAAUUAAGUUUUCCAUACGACACACCACGUUAUCAGAUAGAUCGUUUUGUUGAAGGUUUGAAAGAAGAAAUCAAGAAGUUAGUUAAGGUAUAUAAGCCUAAGACUUUAGAAGAAGCUUUUCAAUUAGCACAAUCAUUAGAUGAUACAAGUAAGAGUACAAGAAACAAGUUGGUUAAGAAUAAUUUUGCUCAACAUUUUACAUUUAGAAGAAACAAUUAUGAGAAUGAAGGAAACAAUUUCAGAGAAGGUUCAUAUAGUAGACCAGAUCCCGAUGCAAUGGAUAUAGAUGAAGUCCAGAUGCAAGGAAAUGCAAGAUACCGUAAAGGAAGAAACAAUAUUAGAUCAACAAAGUUAAGAUGUUACACCUGUAAUAGGUUAGGACAUUAUUCAAGAGAUUGUCCAGAGAAUAAUAGAGAUGAAGAAGAGUUAAACAACUCCGCUUAG